This is a messenger RNA of Dioscorea cayenensis subsp. rotundata (Guinea yam), 3182 nucleotides long. RefSeq names its product K(+) efflux antiporter 2, chloroplastic-like. Gene Ontology annotation, cellular component: chloroplast; membrane. Gene Ontology annotation, biological process: proton transmembrane transport; potassium ion transport. Gene Ontology annotation, molecular function: potassium:proton antiporter activity. Lineage: Eukaryota; Viridiplantae; Streptophyta; Magnoliopsida; Dioscoreales; Dioscoreaceae. The record is from RefSeq and is a predicted model, not a curated record.
AUGUAUCAUCUUUUGAAGAGGAGGAAGCAGCGGGCUGUGGUCAUCCUUGUCAUUACAUUGCCAGGAAAUGAUUCUUUAGCUUUUUGUGGAUGUGGAAGAGGAGAGGAUAGCCCAGGAUUAGAGGAUUUGAGGGAAAUGCUUCAGAAAGCUCUGAAGGAAUUGGAUGUUUCUCGUCUCAACAGUACUAUGUUUGAGGAAAAGGCCCAGAGGAUUUCUGAAUUGGCAAUCUCUCUCCAGGAUGAGGCAGCAAGCACUUGGGAUGAAGUUAAUUCUGCUGUUUCUAGGGUUCAAGUGAUCAUCAAUGAAGAGUCUGUUGCCAAAGAAGCUGUUCAGAAGGCCACCAUGUCACUUUCCAUGGCUGAGGCCAGGUUACAGUUAGCCAUAGAAGCUUUGGAUUCAAUAAGAAAGGGAGGCAGGCCUGUGGAAACUUCCAAACAGAAUGAUGAGGAUGAAGCAGUGGCACUUGCGCAGGAAGAGAUCAAGGAAUGUGAGAUCUGCUUGGCAUACUGUGAAGCAGACUUGAAGAAAUACAAGCCAAGAAAAAUGGAGCUGCAGAAGGAAGUGGAUAGGUUGAGUGAGGUAGCUGAGAAGGCUCAGUUUGAUGCAUUAAAGGCAGAAGAGGAAGUGGCUAACAUAAUGCUUCUUGCUGAGCAGGCAGUGACUUUGAAAUUGAGGGCUACACAACGUGUGAAUGAUGCAGAAAUUGCAUUACAGCGAGCCGAGAAGGCCAUCUCUUCUGCUGAUAUUGUUGACCAGCAGGGACCUUCUCAAAACCAGGUAAUCAGUGAAGAGUUUGUCACAAAGGAGGAAUUUAGCAGAGGUACCGGUAGUGAUUCUAUUAUUGGAAGAGAUGAAGAUGCUUUGGCAGGUGAUGAUUUAUUGGCAGAUGAUGCAUUUUGGGGCCCAAGUGCCAAAGGCUAUGUUUCGUCUCAUGACAUUCUUGAUCAAGAGAAUGGGAAUAUCAAUUUAGACUUACAUGGGGAAGCAGAAGCUGAGAUUGACAAAUCAGUUGAUGGAUUUCAAGGAAAGAAGCUGGAAGCACAACAAAAGGACUUGACAAAGGAUGGUUCUGUGCCUCCCCAACGUUCGAAAGCACUAUUAAAGAAGUCCUCUCGGUUUUUCUCUGCAUCGUUUUUUUCUUUCAGUGAAGAUGGGGAAGAGAUCACGUAUGUCUCUUUCUUCCAAGCUCUUGUUGCCUAUUUGAGAAAGCAAGCUCCAAAGCUGGUUCUUGGCAUGAUGCUUCUUGGGAUGGGGACAAUGUUUCUUAAUAAUAAAGCAGAAAAAUAUUCUCAGUUGGUUCCUCAGCAAGAUAUAAUUACUGGUAUUGAAGAAGUGACCUCAACAGCAAAGCCUAUGCUUCGAGAGAUAAGGAGGUUCCCUAGAAGAUUGAAGAAACUCAUUGAGCGCUUACCCCAGCAAGAGAUAAAUGAAGAAGAAGCUUCCCUUUUUGACAUGCUAUGGUUACUUCUUGCCAGUGUUGUAUUUGUACCUUUAUUCCAGAAAAUACCUGGAGGUAGUCCUGUUCUUGGAUAUCUUGCUGCCGGUAUCCUUAUUGGGCCUUAUGGAUUUUCUAUCAUCCGUCACGUUCAUGGAACAAAGGCCAUUGCUGAAUUUGGAGUUGUGUUCUUGCUAUUUAAUAUUGGGCUUGAGCUUUCAGUAGAAAGAUUAAGCUCGAUGAAGAAGUAUGUUUUUGGUUUAGGCACUGCUCAGGUGCUGGCAACUGCUACUGUGGUUGGGUUAGUUGCUCACUUUGCCUCUGGGCUGCCAGGUCCUGCUGCAAUUGUCAUUGGUAAUGGUCUAGCUCUAUCUUCUACGGCUGUUGUCUUGCAGGUACUCCAAGAGCGAGGAGAGAGCACUUCACGCCAUGGUCGUGCUACCUUUUCGGUCUUGCUUUUCCAGGACCUGGCAGUGGUUGUCUUGCUGAUAUUAAUACCUCUUAUUUCACCCAGCUCUUCUAAAGGAGGGAUCGGUUUUCAAGCAAUAGCAGAAGCUCUUGGACUUGCUGGUGUAAAAGCUGUGGUUGCUAUCACUGCAAUAAUUGCUGGAGGUCGAUUGUUCCUUCGCCCAAUUUAUAAGCAAAUUGCAGAGAAUCAAAAUGCAGAAAUAUUUUCUGCAAACACGCUUCUUGUUAUUCUGGGAACUAGUCUACUUACUGCUCGGGCUGGGCUUUCUAUGGCACUGGGAGCAUUUUUGGCUGGUCUCCUACUAGCAGAAACAGAAUUUUCCUUGCAGGUUGAAUCAGAUAUUGCACCAUAUCGUGGACUUCUACUGGGUCUCUUUUUCAUGACUGUUGGAAUGUCUAUAGAUCCAAAGCUGCUCCUUUCAAACUUUCCUGUCAUUGUUGGGACUUUAAGUCUUCUGAUUGGUGGCAAGACCCUUCUGGUUUCAUUGCUAGGUAGGAUUUUAGGCCUUUCAAGCACAGCCGCAAUAAGAACUGGUCUUCUCCUUGCGCCUGGUGGAGAAUUUGCUUUUGUGGCUUUUGGGGAGGCAGUGAAUCAGGGUAUUAUGUCUCCUCAACUUUCGUCUUUGUUGUUCUUGGUGGUUGGCAUAUCUAUGGCUCUUACACCAUGGCUAGCUGCUGGAGGUCAGAUGAUUGCCUCUCGCUUUGAUCAGCAGGAUGUUCGGAGUUUCAUGCCAGUGGAAAGUGAGACUGAUGACUUGCAAGACCAUAUCAUCCUAUGUGGUUUUGGUCGUGUUGGGCAGAUCAUCGCACAGCUUCUUUCUGAAAGGUUGAUUCCUUUUGUUGCUCUAGAUGUGGACUGUGAGCGGGUUUCCCAAGGGCGUGCACUUGAUCUGCCUGUAUAUUUUGGGGAUGCAGGCAACCGUGAGGUUCUCCAUAAAGUUGGGGCAGAGAGAGCAUGUGCUGCUGCAAUAACUUUAGAUACUCCAGGGGCAAGCUAUCGAACUGUUUGGGCUCUGAACAAGUACUUCCCCAAUGUAAAGACUUUUGUUCGGGCCCAUGAUGUUGAUCAUGGCCUAAAUUUGGAGAAGGCAGGUGCAACUGCGGUUGUCCCAGAGACAUUGGAACCAAGUCUGCAGUUAGCGGCAGCUGUACUUGCUCAGGUAACUAAGAAAUAUUGAUAUGUUUCAGCUUCAAGUUAUCCAGGUUUUCUUGGUGUUGUCCAACGACGAAAAAUCCCUGCUUCUGGAUUGGUUGAGUGGUUGGAUGGGAACGCAGAGAA